Molecule: messenger RNA, 826 nt
Organism: Amphimedon queenslandica
Lineage: Eukaryota; Metazoa; Porifera; Demospongiae; Haplosclerida; Niphatidae
Product: tyrosine--tRNA ligase, cytoplasmic-like
Exons: 9
Biological process (GO): tyrosyl-tRNA aminoacylation
Cellular component (GO): cytoplasm
Molecular function (GO): tyrosine-tRNA ligase activity; ATP binding
Source: RefSeq, a predicted model, not a curated record
AUGAUGCUAAGAAGGCUGGGGCUGAAGUUGUGAAACAAGUUAAGUUCCCAUUAUUGAGUGGACUAUACUCUAUCCUGGACUACAGGCUCUUGAUGAAGAGUAUUUGAAGGUUGAUGCUCAAUUCGGAGAAAAUAUUUACAUUUGCAGAGAAAUACCUCCCCAGAUUAGGUUACAAGAAGCGUAUCCACUUUAUGAAUCCAAUGGUUCCUGGUCUGACAGGUGCUAAAAUGAGUGCCUCUGAUCCUGAUUCUAAAAUUGAUCCUUUGGAUUCAGCAAAAGAUGUAAAAAAGAAAUUAAAGAAAGCAUUUUGUGAGCCUGGUAACAUUACUGAGAAUGGUGUCCUCUCUUUUGUUAAAUACGUCAUAUUCCCCAUCAUCAGUGGGCAAGCAUUUGUAAUAAAGAGAGAAGAGAAACAUGGAGGUGACAUUAGUUUCAUGGACUAUAAAGAAUUGGAAGAAGCUUACGCCAAAGAAGAAGUGUAUCCUCUUGAUCUUAAAAAUGCAGUCGCUGAAGAGUUAAAUAAGUUACUGGACCCCAUUAGAGCUAAAUUUAACAGUGACCCCUCGCUGAAGAAACUAAGGGACAUGGCAUACCCUGGAGGAGAGAAGUCUGAGGGUAAGAAAGAGGGCGGGGCUGCUGCCGCUAAUUGUGCUGUUGAUAUAACAAGACUUGAUCUGAGGGUUGGAGAGAUAAUAUCAAUUGAGAAGGUGUGGUCACCAGAUAAGUGCAUUUCUGAUACAUGUACUUGCACUUAUGUUGCUAAAUUUGAGCUGAUUCCGAUCAAGUUUGGAUUUUUUAAUGAUUUUUUUAAAGUUGAUCCAAAAUU